GUGUGUUGCAUUCCUUCUUGGAUGUUGACAAGCAUCCAUCAAAAUAUAACGCAAAAACCAUGACAGACGAAGAUUUAAAGGAGCAAAAAGAACAAGAAUAUUGAUAGUCGACGUGUUAUAUUCUCAUGCCAAUUCCGCCGUCCUCAGCUGAGGUCAAGUCAUAAUUGGUAUGGCCGGCAGUUUGCGCUGGUAACAUUGACUCACAUAUGUCUUGCUGCACCUCGGGACGAGCUUUCUUUUACUGGUAGUUUCCUGCAGGCUGCCAGGAAUCACGUGGGCUGUUAACGGUUACUGAUAAAAUUGCUCCACAGCCGAAGGAGUGUUGUCCCUUUCAUCUCCAAAGCUAACUGAUAUUCAGAGGAUUGGGACCAUGGAUUGUUGCAAACCCUCGAAAAAAUUUGAGGUGAACGAAGCAAAAGAUGUACCAACAUGGUGCUCCUGUCGGUUCAUGAUGGCCUAUGUUGGCUUCUUCGGCUUCCUGUUCCUCUACGCCCUGAGGUUCGAUCUCUCCGUGGCCAUCGUGUGCAUGGUGCGGUCGCCAGUGGUCAAUGAGACUGAAGGGACCAGUAUGGUAUCUUUCCUCAUGAAUUCAACUGACACCCCAGUGUCGAAUGAACCUGUAUGUGAGGUGGAGGCGAAAGAUACAGGGAAUGGUACUGCCAAACAGAUGGGUGAUUUCGAAUGGACAAGACCCCAGGUUGGCUACGCCCUUGGAUCCUUCUUCUGGGGUUACAUUCUCACCCAGGUUCCUGGUGGAUGGAUUGCAGGAUACUUCGGAGGCAAACGUGUCUUUGGGAUUGGUAUGCUGAUAACAGCCAUUGCAACGAUGAUUCUGCCAAGUGUUGCGAAGACGACGUACGGUUUUCAGUUGACGCUCUUCAUGAGAAUUAUCAUGGGGAUGGGAACAGGCGUCGCAUUCCCGUCGAUGCAUAAUCUCUGGUCCAAGUGGGCACCGCCACUUGAGCGGACCAAACUCAUUGCUUUUACCUAUGCCGGGACAAUGAUUGGCAAUAUCACUGCCUUCUUCUUGUCUGGUAUACUCUGUGAAUAUGCUGGAUGGCCGUCGAUAUUCUACCUCUUUGGUGGCGGCACCUUUGUCUGGCUUGUGUUCUGGUGGUUCCUUGUGUUUGACAGCCCGAAUGAACAUCCCAGGAUAUCAGCCCUUGAGAAGGACUUUGUAACGAAGGCCAUUGGAAAGUCAGUGCAAAAGAAGACUUUGAAAAUCCCAUGGAAAAAGAUCUUGACGUCCCUCCCCAUCUGGUCUAUCGUUGUGGCCCACGUUUGUAAUAACUGGGGUAACUACACCCUGAUGACGUGUCUACCGUCCUACAUGAAGGAUGUCCUCAAGUUCGACAUGAAAUCAAACGGUCUCUUCUCUGCUCUGCCGUACAUGGGCAUGUUUGUUACAGCGAUUGGUGGCAGUGCUCUCGUAGACUACAUAAGAACGAAAGGCGCUAGUACUACCAUAGUGAGGAAAGUCGUGCAGGGAAUCGCUUUCGGAUUUCCAUGCGUCUUUCUCAUUGGCCUUGGAUUCCUGGAUUGUACCCAGAAAUACCUGGCGGUGGGCCUCGUGGUCAUUGCUGUCACGUUCAAUGCCAUGUGCCGGUCUGGCUACAUCGUCAACCAUGUUGAUAUUGCACCCAGGUAUGCUGGUAUCCUGUUUGGGUUUACAAACACCUUCGCGACAGUCCCGGGAAUGGUGGCACCUCUUGCUGUCGGGCAAAUCACUGUCAACAAAACCCGCGAAGAGUGGCAGAUCGUUUUCUACAUCUGCGCAGGUUUCUAUGGUGUUGGUGCCAUCUUCUAUUCCCUAUUUGGCACUGGCGUGGAGCAGUCGUGGGCCACGAGCGACGAGGACAAGAAGGCCGACCUCGAGGGGGCUGAUGAUAACGAAGCGGAUGAUGGCCAAGUCACCGUACCCCUUAACGCUGUCGGCAGUGCUGAUAAGACAGCUAAUGGUGAAACAGACACAAAGGUUUAAGAACAAUCGAAAUCUAGACACUGAUGUCCACGGUGGAAAGACACUAAGGUUGCGGUAGUCUGGUCUGGUUUGAACAAAAAGUGUGUGAGUGACUGCACAGAGUAGGUACUGGUAGUUCACGAAGAAUAACAACACUGACGUGACAAUGUUACAUGCUAGGUUCCAACACUGAAUGAUGUGGCCAUUUGUAUCUUAUAAAUCAUUCUGACUGACAGGAAGCUUUUUCAGACUGGUAAAAUGGGAGGAGCGUUUGUUGGAAAUGUGGUAGUUGAAAUGGCAGGAGUGUUUUAAAAUGAGAAAGGCAGAUUCACGUACAUUAAUCGAAUGAUUGACGUGUGCCAUUAAUUUUCAUCAUUAAUUGAAAGUUUAUGUUAUGUUUUGUGGUUUCGCAAGUGCCAUGUGCAAAACUAUUAAAGACGAUACACAAAAAUCCAUAUAUUUUCUUGACUGUGUAGAGAGAACGUAUUAUAAUGAGGUUUUCUUGUGAGCAUCGUUUUGCAAUCAUCUUUUUACCUUUUUUAUUUCUUUUUCAAAGCACUGUCGUGCCACGGGUUAUCUUUCUGCCGACGGUGUGCGCGUUACCAUGAUUAUAUACCGGUAGCAGCAUAACAAGAAAGAGCGUCCAUAAUUCGUUGGUAUUCAAAAUCUAACCAUCGUAAAACGGUGACUUAAUCUAAUAUCACGUGGCUGUUUCUUCAAGUUAUGCUUUUAGUUCAAUGUUGUUGUGUGAUAAUCAAUACUGUAUCAAAGGUGCACCUUUAGUACCGGGCUUUCGGGCUACACUACGGACGCCCGUCCUUCCUCGCUUUGAGGAAAAUCGGCCUAGCUUUCACGUGUUGAGAAAGUUUUGAACAUUGCUGGCGAGAGACACACAGCCGACACAAUUAUGCGUGUCUAUCCUGACAUCAUAUGUUAAGUUUGUUACUUAAGUUUGAUAUCUCACCUGCGUGCAGUCUCUAACCAAGGUCACCAAAGUCCUUGGUCAUAAGCCAUUCAAUUAUGAUAGUUUUUGAGUCGGUUAAAAAUGCUUUUACUUGUGCCAUACCACUUUAACAUAUUUCAAGGGAAUUCAACGUUCCAUAACAAGAUUGUCAUCGUUGUGUUAUUUGAUUGUUGUAAAGACUCUUUUUUCACUUGUAUAGGGUCAGUGGCGAAUAUUCACCGAUUCCUUGCUCUGCAGCAUGAAUGUUGGUCUAUAGACGACCAAACUUCACAAGAUGAAAAAAGAACCGAUCGGAUGAUGGGGGGAUCCUUGCCUGACUGGUGACCAAUGCAUUUUGCACAGGGGCUGGACGUGUUGCUGCAAAGCUACUGACCUUACAAUGUGAACACAGAGUGUCAAGUUGGAUUGGCCACCGUGCUACCUCGUGUAGUACAUGUAUUGUUAUUUAUUUGCUCCAUAUUCUAGGCAGAAAAACUGUAAAGCAGCUCCGUGGAUGACCGAGGUUAACCGGCUAUCUGACGGAUAACGACUCGGAACAUUUGUAGGCCUAUUUUCUGGUAUGGUCCCAACCUUAUUUCUUCUGCUUGGCUAAGUAUUUGAGUAUGCUUGCCUGUGAUGGUCUUUUUUGAUCUUGAUUAAUUCUAUCCGAAUUAGGGGACCAUUGGUGACAAAUCUUAGUGAGCACUAUCGUCUCUCCCGGUGAUAGAGCUGUAGUUUUAGAAAUAUGUACAUGGAGAAAAGAAGUCGUAGUAUGAUAAAAUGGCCCCAGAGAACAAUUUUUGUUUCCCAUACAGAGUUCUAGUAUAUUAUUUAUGGUAUUGAUUGUUAAUAAAGAUGUAGUUUGGUCGUAAUGCCAACA
Molecule: messenger RNA, 3783 nt
Organism: Lineus longissimus
Lineage: Eukaryota; Metazoa; Nemertea; Pilidiophora; Heteronemertea; Lineidae
Product: sialin-like
Exons: 12
Coding region: 371-1981 (536 amino acids)
Biological process (GO): transmembrane transport; monoatomic anion transport
Cellular component (GO): membrane
Molecular function (GO): transmembrane transporter activity
Source: RefSeq, a predicted model, not a curated record